AUGCCGCGUUUUAAGCUUAAAUUGUUCACGCAAGAAGAGGCAGUACCUGCUGAUUACGAUGAUGAUAGUUCCAGUAAUGAUUCUGGAGAUAGGUUUAUUCCUGAUAGUCCGGGAGAAAAUAAGAUAAAAAAGGAUGGAAUAAUUGCAUUUUUAUUGAAAAAUGUGAACCAUAGAGACCACCAGCAAAAUAUAAAGAUAAUCAUUCAAGACAACGUGACUUUGACCGGUCCGCCAUUUUGCCUGGGUGGCAUACAAAAGAUUUAUUCUUAUUCUUCCUUUGUUUACACGCCUGGCUUGUUAUACAAAUUUGAUUUCUGUGCUUUUUUGCUUUGUUUUUGCGUUAAUUUAUACAAAAUGUAUCGAAGUGACUAUUAUUUGAGUUUAAGUGGUGAUGUUAAGUGCCGAUAUAAUCGGAAAAUGGAAAUAAUAGACAAUGUUGACCCCUAUGCAAUUCCAGUUGAGGAAUGCAAGCUUGAUUUGUACAAACUCCCCAAUAUUACAAUGAUGGAUCUAGUGAACUAUCUAAUUCUAAGUCACAGCUUUUAUACAGGCCAACAGCUCAAGGCUUACAAAAGCUUGCAAGCCUACAAGCAGUUCGAAGCUGGCUCUGUUCAAGGGGUUUUGGCAAAGCAGUUCAACGAUGAUGCAUUUGUUGUCAUUGCUAAGAAGCACGCUCCUUGUCUGGAUAAAGAAGAACUUUGUACUCUGUUGACCAAACUUCAAAAAACCGAUAUUCAGCCUGCAAUUUGUCGAUUAUUGGAACCAUUUGCAUCCCAGAUAGCAAUGGCAAACAAUGUCCCUCAAAAUUUGCCGCCAAGUUUAGACAACUGGUAUUCGUCAAAUAUGGUCAGCAAAUCAUACGAGGAAUUGCUAGCCAUAUCAAAAACUCUGGAUUUGACUUUAACUGAGGACCAAUGCAAAGCUAUUGAGGCAACAACCCGAGAACAGUCUCAAAAUAGCACCUGGUUCAAAUACAGAGCCGGAAGAAUCACUGCUUCUAGAUUUAAGGCAGUUUGUAGAACGACGAUCCAGAAACCUUCUUUAACGGUUGUGAAAGGUGUUUGCUACCCACAAAAGUACGAGAAAUAUUAUAAAGACCAACAUACCAACUUUAUGUUGUCGGCAAGUGGAUUCAUAAUAUGCCAGAAGCAUCCUGAAGUUGCUGCAUCACCUGAUGGUUUGGUGUCAUGUUCCUGUUGUGGUUUGGGGUGUGUGGAAGUUAAAUGUCCAUACCUAUUAGCAGAUGCGACAAGCUUCGAAGACUUUGCGUCUAAAAAGCAUACCUGCCUAAUUUUCAAUGAAAAUGAAUAUUCUUUGGACCGCAGCCACUGCUAUUAUUAUCAAAUGCAAUGUCAGAUGUUUGUGACCCAACGUAAAUAUUGUGAUUUUGUAAUAUGGUCCAAACAUUUAUUAUUUGUUGAAAGAAUAUGGUACGAUAAUGACUUUUGUUUGGAAAAUAUCAAAAAAGCACUUGAUUUCCAUGCAUAUGUUAUCAGACCAGAACUCUUAGGCAGAACAAGCCUAAAACACCUAAGUACAAGCACACCAGCGAUGACCGCUCAAGGCCAGCUAGCCGAACCGCCAAGUCCCAAGGCCAGCAAAGACCCAAAGGUCCACACCACCUCAAAGGCUCGCCAAAAAAAGUUCCAGCGACAUUUUCCCAAUGUCGAAGAGGACGAGAAAGUGCUCAAUCAUUAUUCGUGCGCUUUAAUCGGGGACAUUUUACUGCAGGGACACCUUUACAUCACCAAAAACUAUUUUGCUUUCUAUUCUAAUGUGUUUGGAUAUGUCACUAAGUUGCUGAUACCAAUUUUAACAGUCGAAGAAAUUACCAAAGAAAAAACUGCUAGGAUUAUACCAAAUGCUGUAGGUAUUACGACCAGCGAGGACAAGCACAUUUUCGGUAGUCUAAUGUCUAGGGAUAGUACUUUGGCUUAUAUGAGGACAGUGUGGGAAAAGGCGAAAAGCGAAGAAGCUCUGCCCGAACCGGAAAUAACCGAAGAGCAAGAUUCAUCAGAGUCUGGAGAAAGUGGCAGAGAAUCACCUCCUUUGGAAUCAGUGCCUUCAGGCACAGAUGUUUUGGCCAGCGCUAAAUUUGAUAGGAUGCGAAAGGAGAGUGUGAGAAAUCAAAUUGAAGGUUCUAUGCUGGAAAGAAAAAACUCAAAAGGCUUAGUGAGAACGUUAAAAGAUGCCAUAACCGAAUUCCGGAAAUUGCCCAGGCAAAGUCUUAUACUAGUAGCCACAACGCUUCUUUUAAUAUUGCUGUUCCUUUCAGCUGCCGUUUUGUUAUACAGGAUAAAUAGAAUUCAAAAUAAAUAUUCCAUAUCUUUACAAAGUUCUUCUGUGGCCUCCAACUCUGAAGAUAUCUACAGUGAUCUCUUGCAAUGGCAGACGCAUCUUCAUUCCAGAUCAGCCGAUGCAGUUAAUGGGUUUCUGGAUAAUAAUUUAGAUCAAAUUGCAAAGGUAAGGCAAUCCCUUGAAGCCCUAUCAACAUUACUAACAAGCCAAAAUCAAGAAAGUCCAUCUCAGGAGAAUCCAGAUGUUAAAAAUGAAAAAGUCCCUUCACCUGCAAGUAGUCACAGUUAGCAAUUUAUUCCUAGUCUAAUAAUUAUUCCGAUUUUGUUGAAAAAAGAAAACAUAGAUGCCGAAUUUCUAUGACAGUAUUUCAACACAAUUACAGUUACAGUAUUCAUUCUCAAGCAUAUUGUUCCAUAGUUGCUUAAAUUAUUAGAAUUUCCAUUCUGGAGCGAUUAGGGUAAUGACUCAAAAGUUGUGCACUUAUAAAUAAUAUUUUAUAAUCUGACACAUGUUAAUAUAUAGAAAAAGCCAAAAAAAAAGCAAUGCCAUUAAGUUAAAAGUCAAUUUUUUUUUUUGUAAUUGAAACAAAUUGCCUUUUAAGCUUAGAUUUAAGUGUGCACCACCUUAGAAUAACUAAAAAUAAGCUCAACAAAUAAAAAUAUAUUGCUGUCCUUGAUAAUACAUUAGAUUGAAAAUUUUGCUCCAAAAUUACGGUUCCCAAAACUCAAAAAACUUGUUAAAUUUUUAGGCCUAAAUCUUGCUUAACAUUAGUGAGUAAAUGUAAAUCAGACAGUAAUUAUUAUUGUUAUAAUUAAGUAGGUACAAAAAACAUUUUGUUAUAUUUUUUUGGCUGGUUUCCAAAAAUUAUUUUAAGUUGUGUAUCAUAUACACUGUUUCUGUCACUGCUUUAUUAUAUGUAUUUCAUAGUAGGUACUUAAAGUUGCUGAGCAAAAAUCAAUUUUAUUUAAUCCAUUUUUGUUUUGUGAUAAAAAGACAAAAAUGAUUGGCAGAAAGUAGGUUGUAAGUAAAUGAAAGUGGAUUUUUUUAACUGGACUGAAUAGAUUAAUUUAAGGAAGGGUCAUGAGAGAGAGAAUGUUAAAUACAUAGUAAAAUGUAUCCAAUAAAUUUAUCCUAAGUUACACCUGAUUAAGGGUUAUUUAUUCCCAAUAGUAUGUAUAUUUUGUAUAUUUUUGUAGUUAGAUACCUGAAACGAAGUUAUGUAAUUGAAAAGAACCAUAUUAGCUUUUUCUUGUUGGGUUUAUUAUUAUUAUUAUUAUUAUUAUUAUUAUUGAUCCAUUUUUAUGGUUAUUAUUUAUUUAAUUGUAUAGUCAAAAUAUGUAGAUUUAGAAGUUCCUCUAUAGUAAAAUUCAUUUUGAAACUACAUAUUUUUCGAUAUUCAAAAUUUUCAAAUGUUGACGUUAAACUUUUAUCGAAAAGAAAAAUACUUGUUUGUUUUGUUGGUGCAUAUUAUUUUGUUUUUAAACCUAUUUGUAAUAGACAACCUGUGAUAUUUUGUUUUUGCUUUUAUGGAUUAAUAAAUGAUGGUUCUAUAAAAAUCAUUGGUUUGUUUUACUUUGAAUAGAGAGUAGGAAAACUUCCAUAUUUCAUGUCUUCUACACAAGAUCAACCUUUGUGUCUGGAGAAUUCUUGUGAGAAAGUUUUUGUAGGGAGAUUAUUAUACUAGAAUUUCUAGUCUCUAGUUUGAGUUAAACUUUAAGCUCAUAUUCUUUGUGUUUAGAAACUUGCUUGGAUUAUUUUGCUUAGUCAUUUUUCAAACUUGUAAUCUUGUCUCCAGAAAACUCCUGUGAGUUUGUGAAUACAUUCCAUUUUUAAUCUGGUCUGUAUUACUUUUCUUUGAUUAGAGUUGUAUCAACAGUCUUGUAAUUUUCGUUUCUGGAAAAGGACUAUAUGACAAUUUUUUUCUUAUUAAGAAUCUUUUGUAGGUUUGAAGUCUAGAAGUCUUUGACUCAAACUUCCAACUUGUAUAUAGAAAAUUCUUUCGAGAGAGUUUUUGUAAGAAAUUCAGUCUAGACCUUGUCUAUGGUGUCAACAAUCCAAUUUGAGCCAAUCUUGUUGUCAGAAAAUCUUGUGUCUAGAAAAAUCCUGUCAGCAACAUUUCAUCAAAUUGUUAAGAAUAGUUUCAUCUUUUUACAAGAGUUGUAUUGUAGCCAGAAAAAAAUUAAACUUGUAAAUCUUCUCUCAACAAGUUUUUUUUAGGAUUAAACAUUGUUUAGUACCAUCAAAUUGCCUAUAUAAUACUAAAAUAAUUAUAUCACAUGUGUAUAUCCCUUCACUUCUCCGACACUACCAACAAUAAACUUCCUAUCAACUAACGCAAUUAAAUACGGCAACAAACAAGUAAAACUAACAUAAAAGGUGUAUGGCAAAGGUGCAGUGCUUCCAUAUAAAUAAAACCACAAUCCCCUUCGCCAAGCAUCCCUUACAUGAUGCGUUGCAAAUGCUGUCAGCAUUAUUAAAGCCCCUCUUUUCAAUUGGACAUGCUGCAAAGCAUAACUCAGCACGAGUAGAAUUGCAAAUAAUACUAAAGGAAUGGUAGAACAGUGGAGUAAUGGCCUGUGUUUU
Messenger RNA from Ceutorhynchus assimilis (cabbage seed weevil), 4881 nucleotides. The record is from the annotation of a GenBank genome assembly. Lineage: Eukaryota; Metazoa; Arthropoda; Insecta; Coleoptera; Curculionidae.